GCCACCCAUGACGAACGAUUUAGUUGAAGGCGAUGAUGCAGACAAUUCGCUUGCCAGGAAUCGUUCCCGACGCGCCAGGACUGAUAAGUCAGGCAGAUUGGCUGCUUUGGCAAAGUUCAAGCAAGCAAAAGCCUCGGGGACUAAGUAUCAAGUAGAGAUAGAAGAAAAGAGUGUCUAUGAAGAAGUGGACGAGUCUGAAUAUUCCAAGAUUGUCCAGGAGCGUCUUGAGGAUGAUUGGAUCGAAGACGAUGACGGGUCAGGCUAUGUGGAAGAUGGACGUGAAAUCUUCGAUGACGACAUGGACGGAGGUGCUAAGGGAAAGGGUAAAGCUCCCGCUAGAGAAAAGAAAAAACGUAACGCUAAUAUCCAGAAUCCUGAAGCUGGACCGAAUCGCAAUAUCAAGAGUAUGUUUAUGGCAGCUGCCAUGGCACCGAACAAGAAAAAGAAAGUAAAGAAAGAAGUGACGUUAGCCAAUGACGACAUCUUUGGUGACAUCAUGAAUGAACUCAAGGGUGAUUCCUCCCAGACGAUAGCGCCUGCUCCAGUCUCUCUGAGAAAACCACCUAAAGCUGUGCUCAAUCCGUUCCAAAAACCAAUUGUCCGACCCUCGCCUCGCAAUAUCCCAAAGCCGUCGCCGGUCGUACGCCAGGACACGCCACGUCCCAUCACGCCCCAGAUCAUGAAGAAGAAGCCGAAGAUAGAGGCGAUGGAACAGCCAUCAUUUGAUGAAGUGGAUGCGGCACAUAUUGACGAAUAUGAAACGCCCUCUAUGGAAGUGGAGGAGAACAACAACAAAGAUAAAAUUGAAGAGCCAGCGAGUAUGGACGUUGGUGACAUUGACUUCGAUGACGAUGAUGAUGGCAUGGAAGUCGAGGAGAAGGUCAAGGUCAAACCACAGGCGGCAGACGUCAAGUCAGAACCAAAAAUAAAAAGUGUGCCAGAAAUCUCCACAAACUUUGAAACGUUCAAAGGAAUGAACACAGUGACCUCCGAGCCCACACCACAAAUUGAGGUCGACCCAAGCAAACUUCCGCUACGUACAACAGAAGAUGGCGAAAAAUACGUACGAUUCUAUUGGCUGGACGCUUUCGAGGAUCCGUACCAUAAACCGGGGACGGUGUACCUGUUCGGGAAGGUGUUCAUCGAGUCAGCGAAUGCCCAUGUCUCGUGCUGCGUCACGGUGAAAAACAUUGAGAGGAAAGUGUAUCUGUUGCCAAGAGAACAUAAAAUGAACCCGAAGACGAAGACCCUUACAGAUGAACCUGUACGACUCGUGGACGUGUAUACUGAAUUCAACACUAGUGUUGCCGAGAAACACAAGAUUAAUAGUUUCCGUUCUAGGAAAGCUGAAAAAGACUAUGCAUUUGAAAAGGCAGAAAUCCCAGCGAAGUCUGAUUAUCUUGAGGUCCGCUACUCUGCCGAGUGUCCACAGUUGCCAUCAGACAUAACCGGCGAGACAUUCAGCCACGCUUUUGGAACGAAUACAUCAUCUUUAGAACUUCUCCUUAUUGAGAGAAAGAUGAAAGGGCCGUCGUGGAUUGAUAUAAGAACCCCAAAGGUCCCAUCUGCUCCCUGUAGCUGGUGUCAAAUAGAAAUCAUCGCUGACCAACCGGACCAGCUAACCGUCGUCAAGGAAACGCUCGCAUCGCCACCGUUAACUGUGAUUGCCUUGAACAUGAAAACCGUGCCUAAUCCCAAAACUCAUGAAAAUGAGAUCGUUGCAAUAUCAUUCCUCGUUCAUCAUGAAUUCCACAUGGAUAAACCGGCACCCAAAAUCCCGUAUGAAGAACAUUUCUGUGCUAUCAACAAACCCUCCGAUGUCAUCUUCCCGUUCGACUUCCGAGAUCACAUCCAACGGGUCAAGAACAAGAUGAAGAUUGAGAUGAUGGGAUCGGAGCGCCAUCUCUUGGCCUUCCUGUUGGCUAAAAUACACAAGAUCGAUCCCGAUUUGAUCGUGGGACACGACGUGUUCAGUUUUGAUCUUGAUGUGAUUCUGCAUCGGAUAAGCUCGCAGAAAGUUCCGCAUUGGUCCAAGAUUGGCCGGUUGAAACGAUCACAAAUGCCAAAGUCAUCUGGUGGUAAGGGUGGGCGUGGCGGAUCAAACUUCAACGCAAAGAGCGCCACCUGUGGGCGCCUGGUGUGCGACGUCAAGAUAUCAGCCAAGGAGGUAAUUCGGUGCCGGGCGUACGAUCUGACGGAGCUGGUCAGUCACCUCUUCCAGAAGAAGCGGGCGUGUCUUGAAGGACAAGAAGUGAGGGAUGCUUACGGGACAAGCCAUGAGCUGCUGCAGCUGAUCGAAUACAGCUUGGUCGAUGCGGACAACACCCUGAAGAUCAUGUAUGAGCUAAACGUCCUACCGCUGGCGCUGCAGAUCACCAACAUCUGUGGAAAUGUUAUGUCCCGCACGUUGAUGGGUGGCCGAUCAGAGCGGAAUGAAUUCCUCCUGCUUCACGCGUUCUCGGAAAAGAACUUCAUCUGCCCCGACAAGGAAUACAAGAAGGCCGUCGUUGUGGAUGAAGACGACGAGGGCCCCAACCAGGGUGGAUCUAAAAAGAAGACUCAGGGACGUCGUAAGCCUGCGUACGCCGGCGGCCUUGUGCUGGAGCCGAAGAAAGGCUUUUACGACAAGUUUAUCCUGCUGCUGGACUUUAACAGUUUAUACCCGUCCAUUAUCCAAGAGUAUAAUAUAUGCUUUACGACAAUAAAUCGGAGCGCUGCAGAUAUGAAAGAUGGCGAGGAUAGUGAAGAAAUGCACCUGGACUUACCCGACCCGGAUCUUGAACCUGGCGUUCUGCCAACGGAGAUCCGUAAACUUGUCCAAAGCAGACGUCAGGUAAAGCAGCUGAUGAAGGGACCAGACGUCGCACCUGAACUCCUGAUGCAGUACGAUAUCCGACAGAAAGCCCUCAAGUUGACGGCCAACAGUAUGUACGGCUGUCUCGGCUUCUCGCACUCACGAUUUUACGCCAAACCGCUUGCGGCAAUGGUCACAGGCAAAGGAAGGGAGAUAUUGAUGCAGACUAAAGACCUUGCCGAGAAGAUGAAUCUAGACGUCAUCUACGGUGACACAGACUCGAUCAUGAUCAACAGCAACUGUACCGACCUAGAACAAGUCUUUAAACUCGGGAACAAAAUCAAAAGUGAGGUGAACAAGCUUUACAAACUGCUGGAAAUCGACAUCGACGGUGUCUUCAAGUCCAUGCUGCUGCUGAAGAAGAAAAAGUACGCCGCGCUGAACGUGACAAAGACGGCCGACGGGAAAUAUGUGACGACACAGGAGCUGAAAGGAUUGGACAUCGUCAGGAGGGAUUGGUGUGAGCUUGCUAAAGAGGCUGGAAACUUCGUGGUGCGUCAGAUCUUAUCCGGAGAGAAUCGCGAUCAGAUUGUCGAGAACAUCCACGCCAAACUGAUAGAAGUGGGUGAGAGUGUCGCUGAGGGGAAGUUACCUGUGUCUCUCUUCCAUAUAACCAAGUCUUUGACCAAAAACCCCGAAGAUUACCCCGACAAGAAAAGUCUACCUCAUGUCCAGGUGGCGCUGCGGCUGAACUCAAAGGGAGGCAGACGUCUCAAGGCCGGGGAUGUUGUUUACUACGUCAUCUGCCAAGAUGGGUCGAACCUCGCUCCCAGCCAGAGAGCGUAUCAUCCUGACGAAUUGGAAAAGAGCGAGGCGUUGACGAUCGACACGAAGUAUUAUCUGUCGCAGCAGGUGCAUCCUGUCAUAGCCAGGUUGUGUGAUCCUAUCGAAGGGACUGAUGCAGCUCAUUUAGCUGAAUGUUUAGGCCUUGAUCCGAGUGGCUACCGACAGCGCAUGAACCAGAAUGACAACGAAGACGACGCCAUGCUCGGCGCUGUUCAUAUGACCGACGAGGAAAAGUAUAAAGAUUGCGAUCGCUUUAAGUUCAGUUGUCGGGAGUGUCAGAGGGAGGUCAUCAUGGACGGAGCGUUCGUGGGCGCUGGCACAGCGCUAGAGCCAUCACUACGCGAGUGUCCCAACCUCGCGUGCAAGAAGGAGUUGGCUGAGCAGCACUGCUCAAUCACUAAUAAACUCACACUCGUCAUGAGGUCAUAUAUCAAGAAAUAUUAUCAGGGGUGGAUGGUGUGUGAGGACUCGACGUGCGGGAGUCGGACGUGUAAGGUGCCACUAGAAUCGCAGCGUGGGCACCCGAUCUGUCAGGUGUGCCGGCGAGGGACGCUGCAUUUAGAAUACACCGACUCGCAACUCUACUACCAGUUGAGCUUCUAUCAGUAUCUGUUCGAUACCGAGAGGGCCAUUUCAAGUCUACCAGAAGCUGAAAGAAACACCGCACGCUCGAAGAUUCAGCCAUAUCAAGAACACUACAGGAACCUCAAGAUGGUUGCCGACAGGGUCGUUGUACAAAACGCAUACUCAGAAGUCAACCUCACCAAACUGUUUGCCAACCUCGUCCCCUUAAAGAAUUAGACAGCAUUACCAAUAGUGUCAUCAUCAUCAUCAUCAAUACCGGCGUCGUAAUCUUAUUGGAUUUUUUGCCGGAAGUAUGGUCAUGGAUUCCACUAUUAAAAGACCUCACUUGAUUUAGUGCUUCUUGUGUUACACAUGUUUUUGGCGAGUAGUAAUCAUUGUUGACAGAUGGCAGCACCGUAAUACUGAUGUGAAGUUGUUGUUCACCUUUUAUGCCCUUUAUCGCAUUUAGUCUGCAUUUGCACAUCACUGGGCCUUAGGCUCUGUGUUGUGUCAUUGGUGAAUUGCAAGUUCAUUUUUGGGAUUAUAAUACCCCGAUAUUCUGAUUGAUAUGUUCUGGAAAUCACCACAAUGCCCUUUAGCACAUAUGUCUAUGAAAUGAUAGCAUGCCGAUGAAAAUGUUAGCCUUAAUAAGGUAGUUUGCCACAAAUAUGUAUUUAAACUAAAAUCUGCCACAGGUUUUCAUUAAAGGGACAAUUUGGGCAUGAGAUUAAGUGUGGAGGAGGAUGAUGUGCCUAUUGGCCAGCAUGUGGUGCCACUUGUCGUGGCACACAAAUACUAAUCUCUAAUAAACAAGUUUGGCUCGUGUUGUGGGGCAUUUUUUGACAUGGCUUAUGCAUUUCAGGUAGACCAGCGGCUCCAUUCCAUUCUUGUGAAGUGUAGUUUUUCCUUACAGUUUGAUAAAUUCUCAAGGAGACUGUAAGGAAAAGUCAGGUCCUGCCGGAAGCAUUUUUUAUGAAACACCAACAGAUCUCACGCCCCGUUUGUCCCUUUAAAUGAGACAGAAACAAAUGUCGCUGUGUAAAAAUCACUGCCAAUGUAAACUGCAUUUGACUCAAUCCUCUUUCACUGCUGCAAUUAUGGGAUGUAUUGAAAUAAAUGUAUAGCAAGUCUUCACCUUUGUAUGUCAAAAUAUUGAAAUCUUUAAGUGUUGUGUAUUGUAGCUGAUAAUAAAAUCAUCUGUAUGGAAA
This is a messenger RNA of Lineus longissimus, 5412 nucleotides long. Its product is annotated as DNA polymerase alpha catalytic subunit-like. Bases 8 to 4441 code for a protein of 1477 amino acids. The record is from RefSeq and is a predicted model, not a curated record. Gene Ontology annotation, cellular component: alpha DNA polymerase:primase complex. Lineage: Eukaryota; Metazoa; Nemertea; Pilidiophora; Heteronemertea; Lineidae. Gene Ontology annotation, molecular function: DNA replication origin binding; nucleotide binding; single-stranded DNA binding. Gene Ontology annotation, biological process: DNA replication; lagging strand elongation; leading strand elongation. The transcript is spliced from 26 exons.